AUGCCGCUGAAACUCUAUGCCGCAGCAAGCGAUUACAAGACCAAGAAGGUCCUGAUUGCUGCGCAGUAUGUGGGCAUGGAGGUCUCCUGCCCAGAGCAGGGCAAAGCGAUUGAGGGGAAGAUCCCUGUGCUCGAGACGGAGAAGGGCUGCAUCUUCACAAGUGGAGCCAUAGCCAGGUAUGUCGCAAGGAUCAGCCGGCCCGUUGGGCUGUACGGGCAGAACCUCUUAGAGGCACUGAACUGGGAUGCUUCUGGGCCAUGCAGCAUCUUUGGCACGUCUUGCAUGAUUCCCGAUCCCGAUGGCCGGGCACACUUCCAGAAGCAGAUAGUGGCAGGCAGCAGCGGUACCGCUUUGCACUUGGGUCCUCCCGAUGAUGGGCAAGUAUCCCGAAGUGCCGGAAGCCACAGCCUGCCAGAGCCCUAG
Molecule: messenger RNA, 423 nt
Organism: Symbiodinium sp. CCMP2592
Lineage: Eukaryota; Dinophyceae; Suessiales; Symbiodiniaceae
Source: the annotation of a GenBank genome assembly